Molecule: messenger RNA, 588 nt
Organism: Chondrus crispus (carragheen)
Lineage: Eukaryota; Rhodophyta; Florideophyceae; Gigartinales; Gigartinaceae
Exons: 1
Coding region: 1-588 (195 amino acids)
Source: RefSeq, a predicted model, not a curated record
AUGGCUAUCAAACAAUUUCCAUCAAACGCCGGGGCGCAAACGCAGCAGCAACCCAUUUGUAUGAUGUGUGGAUUGCUGGACCGGUCCAGGAUGUGUCCAGGGUAUGGCCCGCCGUCGAUUUUUGCUGUGGAGGUAAUUACACUGCGGCCAACUGUCACAAUUACGUACAGUACCCAAUUGCUCGCCGAACAGUUGGCAGCAACGCCAGGCCAUCGUCGCUAUAGCAACCCUCCAGCUUUUCAUAUCAUUCAAACCCCAGCCUCCGACGAGCAGCAGAACCACGCCAGAGACGAGAGUUUGUCAAGCACCGGGUCCAUUUACCGCAUCGGGCGAUCCACCGGUUUCAUCCGUCGGCAAAUCUUUGCGCUUGCAAAAUGUGGGGCGGCGGUGGCGGCGGCGGGGGCUUCCCGUUCGGCGGCCACUUCGACGACGACCAUUUCGGGUCCGCGCGCGCGGCGGCCCCAGGGGCUUUUAGGCGGCAGUUUCGAUGCUACCCCGUGUCUUUCAUCGACAAAUCUGAGCUCGAGUCCGGCGGAAAGAUUGUGCUUCCACCGUCCGCCUUGGACACGCUCGCCCGUCUCAACAUAA